Thrips palmi is the source of this 2533-nucleotide messenger RNA. RefSeq names its product transmembrane protease serine 9-like. The coding region runs from base 227 to 2455 and encodes 742 amino acids. The transcript has 12 exons. Lineage: Eukaryota; Metazoa; Arthropoda; Insecta; Thysanoptera; Thripidae. Gene Ontology annotation, molecular function: serine-type endopeptidase activity. The record is from RefSeq and is a predicted model, not a curated record. Gene Ontology annotation, biological process: proteolysis.
AGUGGGCUGCAGCACCGCGCGGCGACACGUCGAGUCGCACGACGAGUCGCAGAACACUCCAGCCAGACAGCGCCGCGCGCAGCACCGCGGAGACCUCCGCCAGGCCGUCUUUGUUGGCCGUCUCGCGCCAGGCGGCCAGGGCCAUGACCGUGACCGCGCGCGGUCGCGCGAAGGCAGAGUCCUCCUAGGGCCGCCGCCUCAGCAGGAGUCUUGCAGUUCUUCGAAAAUGCGGGCCACGGCGCUCGGCCAGGGCUUGCUCCAGCUGUCGCUGCUGCUGGCGGCUGCAGCUCAGGAGUUUGAGUUCCCGACCCAUGCCGCCGGUUCAGGCGUCCGCGAGGCGUGCGUGCUGGGCGGCCUCGGCGUCCCCGGCGGCGCGGCCGAGUGCCGGCCGCUGUCGGAGUGCCCCAGCGCGGUGGAGGACCGCCGCCAGGGCGGCCACCCGCAGCUGUGCGGCUUCCCGUCCGGAGGCUCCAGCAUGCCCGACGUCUGCUGUCCUCUGCAGUACGGCAGGACCAUGCCGUCGACGCCGCCCCCGCGGCCCGGCCCGCCUGACGGCCCGCCUGGCCUGUCCUGCGGCGCCUUCAACCGCAGCGUCGCCCUCGAGGACGUCAUCGGCGGUCCGGGCAGCGUGGCCAGAAAGAAGUGCCUGCAGUACCAGCGGCAGAUCUGCUCCGGCGAGGUGAGCAGAGAGGACAGGACCAAAUACGUCGCUUUCGGCGCCUACUUCUCCCCCGCCGACUCGAUGGAGUACCCCCACAUGGCUCUGCUCGGCUACGGCGAGAAGGACGCCGUCGAGUACAGCUGCGGCGGCUCCCUCAUCUCCCCGGACUUCGUCCUCACGGCGGCGCACUGCGUCGCCCUCGGCGCGUCCAGGGUGCGCUGGGUGCUGCUGGGCGCGCUGAACCGCACCGAGUCGCUGGCGGACAAGGGCACGCGGCAGCUGCUGGAGGUGGCCGAGGUGGUGGUGCACCCCGAGUACACGGUGCGGGCGCGCUACCACGACAUCGCCCUGCUGCGCCUGGCCGGGAGCGCGCGCCUCGCGGAGGACGACGUGCGGCCGGCCUGCCUGCACACCGACCUGGACGGCGACACGGACACGCUGCGCGGCGAGCUGGCCGUCGUCACUGGCUGGGGCGCGGAGGCCUAUGGCGACGACGGCAGCGAGAGGCUGCUCAAAGGCAACGUGACGCUGCGCGGGCUGGCCGAGUGCAACACCCUGGACUCGCGGCUGGCGCGGGGGCUGGACCCGCGGACGCACCUCUGCGCCGGCGGGGACGGCGCCAACCCCACCGACGCCUGCAACGGCGACUCCGGCGGCCCGCUGCAGUUCCCCGCCCUGCAGGGCGACCCCGCCUGCAUGUUCAGGGUGGCCGGCGUGGUGUCCUUCGGGCCGCCGUGCGGCAUCGGGCUGCCCGGCGUGUACACCAAGGUGGCGCCCUACGUGCCCUGGAUCGAGAAGAUCGUCUGGCCGGAGGCGCGGGCCGAGUGCUUCCCGGACACGGGGCCCGGCACGGUGGCGCGGCGCGCGUGCGAGCGGUACCUCCGGAGCUUCUGCGGCCGCAGCCUCCCCUUCCGCACGGCCGUGCCGGGCAGUCGCGAGGCCGAGCAGUGCCACUUCCAGGAGACGGUGCCUCCGGUCGGAGCCCCGCGGCCGGAAGAGGACGGCGGCGCCGCGCUCCCCGCCGCAACGCUGCCCUCGGGGCUGCCCGCCGGCCCUGGAGCCGGCCGCGGCUUCGAGUUCGCCGGCGUCACCGAGUUCCCCCACCAGGUGCUGCUGUCGUACGACCGCGAGGCCAGGGAAGUGGCCUGCGCGGGCGCGCUGGUCGCCCCCAACUACGUCCUCACGGCGGCCCACUGCGCCACGCUCGCUUGUGGCAGACAGGUGCAGCAGGUGCUGGUGGGCAAGAGGGCUCGCACUUCGAUCCCCAUCGACGUGCUGGACGUGGAGGCCGUGGUGGUGCACCCGCAGUUCGACCGCGACACGCGUCGCUACGACGUGGCCCUGCUGCGCCUGGCCCAGCCCGUCUCCCUCGGCAUCCAGGCCCGGCCGGCCUGCCUCCAGACGGACGGCGACGACGACGUGAUGGACAGCCUCCUCACGGCCUCCGGCAUGACGGCGACGGGCAGAUGGGAGGACGUCGAGGGGGAGAUGCGCAAGGCGACCGUCGGCGUGGAGGCCGCCGCUGCCUGCAGGGCGCGCCAGCCCCGCGUCGCCGACGUCGCCGACCACCAGCUGUGCACGAAGCCCGGCGGACCGCCAGUGCCCGGGGAGACGGGCGGGCCGAUCCAGGUCGUGCACCGCGUGCUGGACGGACUCAGCGUCCACCGAGUGGUGGGCAUCCUGUCCAGGCUGUCCCCGUGUGGCUCCGGACGCGACUCCGGACGCCCCGACGUCUACACCAAGGUGGCCGACGUCGUGCCCUGGAUCGAGAGCGUGGUCUGGCCAGCGGGCUGAGUGGAGCCGAAGGGGAGCCCAGACUCCGUGAAGGAUCUUCAACUUUGAGUCAGAAUAAAAGACGGCAUUCUCUUUGGA